CGUGUUUGACUUAACGCUUUCACGCAUAUCCUUCCACUUUAUUGCGGAUGCAUUAACACGUAGCUAGGUAACAUCUGUAACUGCUUGUUUAUAGAGUUCCGCGCGGAAAGAAUGACCGUGUGAGCUAACACGGCAAGGGAACACGCGCGGGGAUUUGUGCAAGUAGGUUUUUAAGGGAUGGAGCAAGAAUUUGCAGUAUGAAGGGGGGAGAAGGAUUAUUGGCUGUAAUUGUCCAGAUAGAGAAAGUGUUCCAGUGUGUGCGUGCACCGGCCAGCCGAAGAGGGCUCGGGUUUGGGGAGGGGGGGAUUAAGGCUGGGUUAGGGGGAGGGAGCUGCAUGGAUGACUCAUACUGUAUCUGCUGACACUUUGUGUGGACACAGCAUUAGAUAUAAUGAUGUUUUCGUGAUGAGAAGCGGUUGAGAAAAUGUCCCCCCAAAACCACAUGUCCCGACAUUUGUGGCCUCAACCUCAGCUCAGCCACGGUGUAAUACUGAGGCGAUGUGGUAGCAGUUGAGUUCAGCGUUGACACGUCAAACACACAGAAAGGCCACAUAAUAAAGUGAGAAUUUGUUGCUACACGCACAGGUUGCACGGCUGUGAUUAGCUCGUCCCGUAAACUUUUAUUCUUCUUAAUGCAGGCCUGUCACGAACACUCGAAUUAUCCCUGACACUUGUUAACGCCCUCUUUACCACCACAACUCCACCAUUGUUGUGAGAAGACUGCUGCACGCGCACUCAUACGCACACGCGCGUGCGCGCGCACUCCCCAGUCAUAACUGAAUGACGGCAGGUCGCUAUGGAAACUGCGUUACGCUCCAGGCGGCCGAAGGAGAAACAAGAGCGCGAGGACUCGUUUCAUUCUUCAUUUCAGCACCACGCGCCUCCCGGACAGCGCCCGAAUGAACUCGCGCGCAGAUUCUGGCAACGCAUGCCUUAUAAGGGACCCAGCCGCGUCAGCAUCGAGUCUAAACGGAGCGGGCAGGGACUUCAAAAGAAAAAACAAAGCCAGUAGAAAACACGAACUCUCCGGACCUGUAGCUCGGUGGAUACCCGCUGUUUCAUCCCGCUGACAAGUCGGGAGCCGCUCGCUCCCUCAGAUGCCUCAGCAACAGGGCAGCAGCAUGUCUGAAAAGAAAUCCAGUCAGCGAUUUCACAGCCUGAACGCUGAGCAGGUGGAGGUUCUCCAUCAGGUUCUUUCAGAGGUGGUUCCAAUCCACGGCCGUGGGAAUUUUCCCACGCUGGAGCUGCGUCCUCGUGACAUCAUCAUUGCCGUGCGGGCCAGGCUGCAGAAGCAGGGAAUCACAGUUAGAGAUGUUCGUCUGAACGGCUCCACGGCCAGCCACGUCCUUGUCCGAGACAACGGAACAAGCUACAAGGACUUGGACAUCAUCUUUGGAGUGGAGUUGCCCACUCAAGAGGAGUUCCAGGUGAUCAAAGAGUCAGUGCUGGGCUGCUUGCUGGACUUUCUGCCUGCUGCGGUCAACAGGGAACGGAUCAGCAACGCCACAAUGAAAGAGGCCUAUGUCCAGAAAAUGGUAAAAGUCUUCAACGAACAUGACCGCUGGAGCCUCAUCUCCCUCUCAAACAACAGUGGCAAAAACCUGGAGCUCAAAUUUGUGAGUGCACUCAGGCGGCAAUUUGAGUUCAGCGUAGACUCCUUCCAGAUCAUUCUGGAUCGUCUUCUAGAGUCUUACAUGCAGCAGGACUCGCAGCGCAAAGUGAAUAAGGCGUCUGACUCAGUUCCUGCUGUCGAGGUCCUGGCGGAGAGCAUGUAUGGUGACUUUGAGGCAGCCAUGGACCACCUGCGCUACCGCCUGAUUGCUACCAGGAACCCCGAAGAGAUUCGAGGUGGUGGCUUGUUGAAAUACAGCAACCUGUUGGUGCGAGACUACCGACCAGCCAGCGAGACUCAGAUAAAGACACUGGAGCGCUACAUGUGCUCACGCUUUUUUAUUGAUUUCCCUGACGUGCAGGAACAGCAGCGAAAGAUCCUGUCCUACUUGAAGAACCAUUUUAUCGGCGAGGAGAGAAGCAAGUACCAGUACUUGAUGACGUUGCGUCGUGUGGUAGAUGACAGCACAGUGUGUCUGAUGGGACACGAAAGGCGUCAAACACUGAAUAUGAUCACAGUGCUGGCACUGAAGGUUCUGGGAGAGCAGAACAUAAUACCCAACACAGACCAUGUGACGUGCUUCUACCAGCCUGCCCCGUACCUUGCUGAGCACACUGCCCCCUAUCUAGCAGAACCCAGCUACUGCAGCUACUACAUACCCCAAGGGGGAUCAGCUCUGCUGUACCAACCUUACCCCUUACACCUGCACCCGCAAACUGGACUUGUGUAAAACAUGCAUGGAUAUACAUGUCAUUAUACAAAAUACACAGUUGGGCUAGGGGAUGGAGCUUGCCCCGAAGAAAAAGCUUGAGAAUGGAAAUAUAAUCCAGGGAUAAACUGUUUGGUCUAUAAUAGACCUAUGGGGGUGGGAUUGAGUGGGUUUUUACGCUAAACUCCCUAAGUACUCUGUAAGGUUCUAACAUGAUUAUAUGUAAUUAUCUGGGCUUUGUGGAAAAUAAUAAUUCUUCCGAUAUUGUUAAAAAUUCCAGAAAAUGCUGUAUGCACUACAUGAGUCAUAGGCCUUUGGUCUCCCUGGGAAACCAAAUGUGCUGUUGACAUUCACGUACACACACACACACACACACACACACACACACACACACACACACACACACACACACACACACACACACACACACACACACACACACACACACACUUCCAGGGUCUUAAAUUCUUGUAAACUCUUUUCAUGUUCUUACUGUGUUGUUCUUAAUGGGUUUGUUCAGAAUGUGGACCUUGCCUGUGGUUGAUAUUGUGCAUGGAUAAAUUAGGACUGUUCACUGCCAAAUACUGUGUGACUACUAUGCUUCUUAAACAGUUUAAUGUAACUUUGUUAUUCCUUUACCGAAGGAGGUGUAUUCCAAAAAAAGGACAGAGGGAUAAGUCUACUAGUGUGUACAGUAUUUUUAUCAAAACACUCUCAUACAUAUAGACACACAUACAUAAAGAGAUACAAGGUAACGCAUAUUACUGUAUACACACAAAGUUAGACAAUGCAUGAGUAGCUUAAAAGGUCACAUCCUACAAUCAAAACAAGGCUUUUAAUUUAUUAAAAAUUGAUCUAUUUUUGCAAGACUUUCCAAGAUUAUACUCAGUGGUCAAAAGACUGAUUAGUUCUUACAAAAAAAAGUCUAACAACAUUGCCUUUGGAAUAGACUGUACAGCGUAUUGAUUACAGUAUAUCGUGUGAAAAUACACUGCAUUGUUUUCAGGUAAACUGUGUUAAGAUGUGCUGCUUGAUUCCUUUCUGUUGUGGAGUCUUUUCUGUAAUCAUGUGAAGUAUUGUAUCAUCUGGUGUUAAUUUAAUUAAUACUGCGGUUUACUCUAUGGAGGCGGUCAGGUUAAAACCAUCUUUGGGUCAUCUCUAAACCUGGCAGAUGCAGCUCUGUCUAAACCGAUUUGCUUUUAAACUCAUGCGACUCCUCUCAGCGUAAAUCGGCUUCGGCCAAUUCGCAGCAGAACCCACGUGAAUCAAGUUUGGAUCCACCUCAAACCUGUUUGAAUCUCAGUUUGAAACAGCAACAGCAACUAUGACCAAAGAUGGUUCGGUAGGGAAAUCAAGUGCCUAAAUGUGAGACAUCAUUGGCAUGUCUUUAUCUCACUGCACUGGGGAUGUUAAUGGGGUGGGCCUGGGGCUGGGUUGGGUGUUUGUUCAGUUGUUGACCCCUGUUAUUGCUGCCCAUUUUGAUGUCUUCUUUAAUGUAGUCCUGUUGUAGUUUCUGUAUGUACAUUUUGAUAAAAUAAAGGGGAGACUCGACAAACCUU
This is a messenger RNA of Oreochromis niloticus (Nile tilapia), 3880 nucleotides long. RefSeq names its product terminal nucleotidyltransferase 5D (gene tent5d). The coding region runs from base 1098 to 2342 and encodes 414 amino acids. The transcript has 4 exons. The record is from RefSeq and is a predicted model, not a curated record. Gene Ontology annotation, molecular function: poly(A) RNA polymerase activity; RNA binding. Gene Ontology annotation, biological process: mRNA stabilization. Lineage: Eukaryota; Metazoa; Chordata; Actinopteri; Cichliformes; Cichlidae.